AUGAUCUCCAUCUACAUCCUCGUAGGCCUGGUGCUGCUUCGCCUCCUCUACGAAUACCACCGCGACCGCAACCUCCCCCCCGGUCCACGUCGCCUCCCCUUCAUCGGCAACAUCCAUCAAGUCCCGCAGAGCCAUCCCUGGCGAGUGUUCGAUGCCUGGAGCAAGAGGUACGGCCCGCUGAUGAGGGCGCAGUUCGGUCGCCAGACCCUCAUCCUCAUCGCGGACACCCGCAUCGCCCGCGCGCUCCUCGACAAACGCGGCGCCGUCUACAGCGAUCGCCCGCGCAUGGUUAUGGCCGGCGAGAACGUCACCCGUGGCAUGCAUAUGCUGCUACGGCCCUACGACGCGCGCUACCGGCUUCACCAGCGCAUGGAGGCGCCCGUGCUCAGCCCACGCGCGUCGGCCACGUACACGCCGCUGCAGGAACUUGAGAGCACACAGCUCCUCACUGACCUCCUCCGCUCCAACAACUUCACGAUCCACAUCCAGCGCUACACCGCCAGCCUCGUCUACGGCCUCGCCUAUGGCUUCCGCCUGCCCACCGGCGCCGAGCCCGAGCUCCUCACCCUCCGCCGCAUCCUGCACAACUUCGGCCACGUCGCCCGCGUCGGCACCUGGCUCGUCGACGCCAUCCCACUCCUCAACUACCUCCCCGCAUGGCUUGCGCCCUGGAAACGCAGCGCCAACGCCCUCUUCGAGCUGGAGGCUGACCUCCACCGCCGCAACAUGGACACUGCCCUGCACAACAAGCCGUGGAACUGGACCAAGGAGCUGGCUCGCUCGCCGCACGCCACCCCCAUGAGUCCGCUCGAGUUCGCCUACGAUCUCGGCAACCUCACCACCGCCGGCUACGACACCACCGCGUCGGCCAUGCGCGUCUUCGUGCUAGCGGCUGUAACGGCACCAGCCUUCAUUGCGGCCGCGCAGCGCGAACUCGACACCAUCGUCGGCCCCGACCGCCUCCCCUCCUUCGCGGAUAAAGAGAACCUGCCCUACAUUGCCGCCGUGGUCGAGGAGACGCUGCGCUGGCGCAGCAUCGCGCCCGGCGGGCCGCCGCACGCCACCAGCGCGGAAGAUGAGUACAUGGGGUACCGGAUCCCGAAGGGCGCGACGGUCAUGCCGCUGCACUGGUCGAUGAGCAUGGACGCGGGGGACUUCCCGGACCCGCUGGCGUUCCAGCCCGAGCGGUGGCUGGCGGCUCCGCAGCAGCAGCAGCAGCAAGGCGGGGAUGGGAAGGGGAAUGAGCACGAGCGGUUCACGAGUUUCUUCGGCUGGGGCCGCCGCAUGUGCGCGGGGCGGCACAUCGCGCGCAACUCGCUGUAUAUCUUGAUUGCGCGGCUGCUGUGGGCGUUUGAGAUCCGGGCCGCGGAGGGGCCAGACGGUCGGCCGAAGCAUGUGGAUGAUAUGGCGUUUGAUGAUGGGUUGGUGUCUUCGCCGGAGCCGUUUGAGGCGGUGUUUGUGCCGCGUAGCGAGGCGGUGCGGCGUGUCGUGGAGGGCGAGUGGGCCGGGCUCGAGAAGGAUAUGGAGGUGGUGAUGGGGGGGAUCCGGGAGCGGCAGAGGGCGAUUGGGCUGGAGGUGCGGGUGUAG
Aspergillus clavatus NRRL 1 is the source of this 1587-nucleotide messenger RNA. Its product is annotated as cytochrome P450. Gene Ontology annotation, molecular function: iron ion binding; oxidoreductase activity, acting on paired donors, with incorporation or reduction of molecular oxygen; monooxygenase activity. NCBI's taxonomy places the organism in Eukaryota, Fungi, Ascomycota, Eurotiomycetes, Eurotiales, Aspergillaceae. The transcript has a single exon. The coding region runs from base 1 to 1587 and encodes 528 amino acids. The record is from RefSeq and is a predicted model, not a curated record.